UUAACAACUUUAUCUAAGCAUGUUUUAGCAUAACCUUUUUUAAAUACAUUUGAACAUCUUAAUCUGUUUAAACUGCCAGUUUAUAGAUUCAUUCCCCGACUCUGAAUUUUCUGAGUCGAAUCAGAUCUGCCUUUUCAGUCCAGAGAUUCGACUAUUCGGCGGGGUUUGUUUACCGGCGUUGCUAUGGUGACCUAAAUUAUUAUCAGCAACUGAAAACGACGCCGGUUUGAAACUAAAACUGUGAUUCUGAAAAAAGUAUAAAUGCUAUCAAAAUUCCGUUUAGAUAGUAUUGAAGAUACAAGUGUGUAGAUUUGUUUAAUGGUUUGAACGAUGGUAAACGGUUGAAAAAGGAAUGAGUUAAGAUGUCUAGAAGUAGGUGUAUCAGAAUGGGCUGACGUCUUCAAUGAAAACAGCUGAAAACGAAGCAGUAUGAAACUAAAACUGCGAUUCUGAAGACAUUUUAAAUGAUAUCGAAAUUCUGUUUAGAUAUUAUUGAAGAUUCAAGUGUGUAGAUUUGUUAAAUGGUUUGCACGAAGAUAAACGGUGGAAAAUUGAUUUAGUUAUGUUACUUCUACAGUUGAAGUACGACUGAUGAUUUGAAUCAUCGUCUUUCAGGGUUUUUUUCGGAUAAUUUUUUUCUCACGUCGCGCCCCCCCUGAAAAACUCUGGCGCGCCCCACAGUUUGAAAACCACUGCUUUAGAAUAUCUUUAGAAUCCCCUAUAAUUAAAUCUUCAUUCACUGACAUGUUCAACGUUCCACAUGCCUGAAUUAUUAGCCAAUGGUUCCCCCGUUGCUAGGCAGAAAAGUACAUAAUUUCGCCAAUCAGCGUUGUCGAAUUGUAUGGCGCUCAAGAUAUAGCCCCAAGCGCAGUGCACCGUCCACUGCGCGUAACCGCGCAUUAUCCAUUACCUCAGAGAUCAGCAAGAUGGCGACUUUGAGUACUGCUUCCACUGUUUCCCUGUGAGUUCAGCUAGCCCCAAAUUCAGUUAAGUCUUUGCUUAUGAAUCCCUUCGAAAGAAGAACACUUGCAGAGAAAUUGCUAGUAAAAGAACUCUGAGCAGAAAAGCCAGAAGUGAACAUAACCCAAAAAGCAAGAGAAAAGGAUAGAGCAUACAAGAGAAGUUUUUCCAGAGUUUGGGUCAGGCUUGGCUAACUAGCUGUGGGUAUGCCAAUGCAAUUUUUUGCUUUCCUUGUAUACUUUUUAAAACAAGUGCGUGUGAUAGUUCGUGGACACAGACCUGACGUUAUGGCCCGGUCAGACUACACGAUUAUCAGACAUUCCUCCACGAUUUACCAUGUCACACUAUACGAUCGCAGAGUCAGGAAAUCGGGGCUUGUCUCGUCGUAAGACUGGCCACACUACAAGAUUCUCAGACAUUCCUCCACGAUUUAACAUGUCACACUUUAAGCGUAUGGUACUCUUUAAAGCCCAGUUCAGACCAAAGAUUCAAGAAAAAAAGAUAUGAGUACCAUAUUAAGCGCUAUAUACAUUUUAUUUAUUAUUAUUAUUAUUAUUACUAUACGAUCUCAGAGCCAGGAAAUCGGGGCUUGUCUCGUAGUAAGACUGGCCACACAACAAGAUUCGGCGGUGCGAUGCUCUCUACUUUGUAUCAUUCACGUUUGCACGUUUGUUUAUAUCUGCUCAAUGCGGCAAUUCCUCACAGUAGUUGCGUUGCGCGUGACAUGAACUAUACAAAGUAGACGCAGCAACAACGUAGCCUGGCAACGAAGCGUCAACGAUGGAUCCCGAAUACCUAGCACUAGGCAUUAUGUUGGCGGUCCUCUUCACAGAGACGAAAAAGAAGAAAAAGAAGAAAAGAUUGUGGACUCGUUCUUGGGUUGCAAGAAGAGGAGAGUUCGGGAUGUCGGUGCUACUUACCGAACUGGAGGUAAUGUUUCAUUUACAUAAUAAUUGACGUUAUCGUAUGCUCAUGAAAUGUACGCUCGUGAAGACUGUGUCAACUGCCAACACUCAUAUUAUAUUAUCAAACUUUUAAUAGCCUACUUACCGUACUGUCCAUCUAUGUUGCUCUUACCCGUUAUAUCCAUCUUAUUUUCUCAUACCUCGUUACUUUACUUUGUUUUGUUUUAAUUACCCCUGCACUAUCCCACCCUAUUAAUUAACUAUACUGUAGGCCUACUUAUAUUGCACUAUAUGCCAAUCACGUUCAAACCGCACCUUAACCGCUAUUUUGCACUACCAUUUAGAAACCAACCACAUUUAGUUUUCUCUGUAGGUCUACUUGUACCCCAAAACAACACUUGCAGUAUAUGCAGUAAUGAAAGUUUUUUUUUUUAUCAUGCAGGUGACUGAUAGGAAAGGGUUCCGUGAGUUCCUGAGGAUGAGCGUCGAGGACUUUCAACUCCUUCUGGGGAAAGUUGAGCCUCUCAUCAAAAAGACGGACACAAAAAUGAGAAGGGCCAUCAGUGCCGGACAGAGAUUGUCCUUAACCCUCAGAUUCCUUGCAACUGGUAGGCCUAAAUGGAAUGAUUUUGAACAGAAUGAUGUAUUAUUAAAUCUUAUUAUUUACACACAUAACCUGUUUGCCUUCUUAGGUGAGUCUUUCAGGUCACUGAGCUUCCAGUACAGGAUUGGCAGGUCUACUGUUGGCUUGAUUGUAAUGGAGACCUGCCAAGCAUUGUACAUUGUUUUGAAGGAAGAUCACAUGAAGACACCAACAACUGAGUCAGAGUGGCGAGAGAUAGCGAGCGGAUUCGAAGACAAAUGGCAAUUUCCUCAUUGCUUAGGUGCAAUUGAUGGGAAACACAUCUACAUUCAGCCCCCUGCCAAAUCAGGAAGUUCGUUUUAUAAUUACAAAGGCAGGUUCUCAAUUGUGCUAAUGGCAGUUGUAGAUGCCAACUACAAAUUCAUUUAUGCAAGUGUUGGCACUCAGGGCCGAAUGUCGGACGCAAGUCUGUUUGGACACUCAGAUCUCCGCAGUGCCAUGGACAGAGACCUGUUACAUUUUCCCCGCCCUGAGCCACUUCCCAAUACAGAUUUAAUCAUGCCCUAUAUGUUUGUUGGUGAUGAAGCAUUCCCUCUCCGUUCUGACCUUAUCAAGCCCUAUCCCCACAGAAACCUUGAUCAUGGACAGCGAAUUUUCAAUUAUAGAUUAUGUAGAGCAAGGCGAACUGUGGAAAAUGCAUUUGGCAUAUUGACAAAUAGAUUACGUGUGUUCCUAACAAAUAUUUCUAUUGAACCAGAUAAGGUAACUUGCAUCACCCUUGCUGCCCUUGCCCUCCACAAUUUCCUGAGGGAAAAAUCAGAGGCCUACGUGCCUCCAGUCUUUGUGGACAGAGAGGACGAGAACCACAGAGUCAUUGCCGGAACAUGGCGAAGAGGUGGAGAUCUUGACUCUGUGGCAUUGAGUAGGGCGCGGAAUGCCACAACCACUGCUAAAGACCAGCGUGACCUGCUGAAGGCAUAUUUUCAAUCCUCUGAAGGAUCCGUUGAUUGGCAGGAGGAUAUGAUUUGAAAAUGUUUUGCAUUGAUAUUUAUUUAUUAUCAAUUGGUUUAUACUAUUUAUAAUAUACUAUUUAUUUAUUUACGCUAUUAUACUAUUUAUUAGUUAGUUACAACAGUGUUGUUAGUUAGACAGUAAACCAAUAUUUACAGAGUAUUUAUUAUCAUCUUGUUUAUACUAUUUAUUAUAUACUAUACUUAUUUAUGCUAUUACUACUACUAUACUACUAUUUAUUAGUUACAACAGUGUUAUGUUAGACAGAAAAUCAACAUUUAACAAAUAUUUAUUGUCAUUUUCUUUAUACUAUUUAUUAUAUACUAUCUAUUUAUACUACUACUACUACUAUACUAUUAUUUAUCAGUUCGUUAUAACAGUGUUAUGAUAGUUAGACAGUAAACCAAUGGGAUGCAACACGAUAAAUAAAGGAACAAACAAUUUACCUAAUAUUUAACAAAUGCAAUAAAUAAAUUAAAAUAACAAUUGGCGAGUUCUAUAAUGUCUCUUUGAUACUAGUCAUAAUUGUAGCCCAUAGUAUUGUGCUGUGGAGGCAUGUUGUGGGUUUGCAGAGGUGUGUGGCCUGUGCUCUGCUCUGGCCAAGAAGUUUGAGCAGGGUUAGCUGUUCUCUGCUCAUUCUCCUGGGCAUCAUAGAGCAUUAACAUUAUGUUUCGGCGUAGUCUCAAGCGUGUAGUUUUGUCCUGCACAUGUUUAAGCUCACAAGCCACCUGCUUCCCAAAAAUAUCCUCCACAUCUUUGCCUGCGGCAAGCAAAGUUGUUGAGACAUUCCGAAGAAUGUCCACCUUCUCCUUCUCCAUCUCCAUCUCCACGUCCCUUGUAGGCUUUCGUUUUUUUCUCUGGGCUCUGGACUCCUGGACAGGUGGAGGUCUAGGUGGGAAUGGUAGUGGUGGGUUGGUAAUAGCUGGGGGGCCCUCAGCCUCUGUCUCUUCCUCACUGCUCUCUGUGGCCUCUUGUUGACUGUCAUCAAACUAAAAUGAAGAGAAUCAUAAAAAAGACAGGGAAGGUAUUAAUUAAUGAGAAUUAACUGAAAGUUAAUAAAUAAAGUUAAAGUUUUUAAACACAGACUUCCAAGUAGUACUUGCAUUCAGUGUUGUUUGUGAUGGUCUAUGCGCUAUGUGUGCCCGCAAAAAAACCAUACUCUGACAGAUCCACUUCUGUCGUGGGGUCAGGGUGACAUCCUUCUGCCCACUCCCACUUGGUUUGGGAUGGAGCAGUUUGCCAAACUGUGUCCGCAGAGACGCAGCUCUAGUUGUUAUCUCUACAACUGCAAUUUUUAAGAGAAAAUAAGGUUUCAAUCCAGGUAACAGAACACUCUGAUAAAUUAUGAUGAUAAGCUCUUGAUGAAAUUUCAAUGUUAGGAUGCAUUUAUUAUUGAAUGGGAAUAUAUACCAUUCAAGGUGUAAUUACAGGCAUUCCAAUAGCCUUUUAACCCAACAUUUUGUAACCAUAUGCAACAAUAACAGUUUAUCUGGCUGAACAUUUGGUAAUCAGGCCAGUUGGAGUUUUAUGAUAGGUUAUGAUAGCUAUUAGCACGUCAACAGCUGAUGGCUCCAAACUUACCAGGUAGGUCAAGGGUGUCGGCUAUUUCUCGCCAGGCUUUAUCCCUUUUCACCCUAUCGUGAAAGUCCUUUGAGGACACGUCGAAAAUGCAUGGACGUUGCUGCCACAUUUCCACCAAGGUUGUCUCCAUAGUGUUGCUCCAUUUUCUCUCGUUUUCUUUGUUAGCAUUCUUCUUGAUCGAAUUCAUUUUUGCGGUUGUUACUCCUAAUCAGCGUAGUGCAGUGAAGG
This is a messenger RNA of Gadus chalcogrammus (walleye pollock), 5268 nucleotides long. RefSeq lists its product as uncharacterized. The transcript has 2 exons. The coding region runs from base 2281 to 3477 and encodes 398 amino acids. The record is from RefSeq and is a predicted model, not a curated record. NCBI's taxonomy places the organism in Eukaryota, Metazoa, Chordata, Actinopteri, Gadiformes, Gadidae.